AGGCUUGAGCGACUCCGCCUUUAUACCUUCGGUGUGGCUCUCACCAGAUCUGCCAGGACCCUACAGCGGUGUCCCAUCAACCCUUGCGGCUUCCGUCUUCGCUCUUUCUCUCCGCGCUCCCUCCCUGCGCGGGUGCCGCCAUUCUCCAGCAGACACUAUGCCGGCCCUCAGACCCCUCAUCAAGCCUAAGAUCGUCAAGAAGAGGACCAAGAAGUUCAUCCGCCAUCAAUCUGAUCGCUAUGUCAAAAUUAAGCGUAACUGGCGGAAGCCCAGAGGUAUUGACAACAGAGUCCGCAGAAGGUUCAAGGGCCAAAUCUUGAUGCCCAACAUUGGGUAUGGUAGCAGUAAGAAGACAAAGCACAUGUUGCCUUCAGGAUUCAGAAAGUUCCUUGUCCACAACGUCAAAGAGCUGGAGGUGCUGAUGAUGAGCAACAAGUCCUAUUGUGCAGAGAUUGCUCACAAUGUUUCAUCCAAGAAUCGGAAGGUAAUUGUGGAAAGAGCAGCUCAGCUUGCUAUCAAAGUCACCAAUCCAAAUGCCAGACUGCGCAGUGAGGAAAAUGAAUAAAUAGUUGCUCUUGUACAACUGUAUUUAAUAAAAAGUUUAAAAAAAUAAA
Messenger RNA from Zootoca vivipara (common lizard), 614 nucleotides. It is a transcript of the gene RPL32, whose product is annotated as ribosomal protein L32. Gene Ontology annotation, biological process: translation. Lineage: Eukaryota; Metazoa; Chordata; Lepidosauria; Squamata; Lacertidae. Gene Ontology annotation, cellular component: ribosome; cytosolic large ribosomal subunit. Gene Ontology annotation, molecular function: structural constituent of ribosome. The record is from RefSeq and is a predicted model, not a curated record.